UCCAGGAUGCUUUGGGGCGGACGGGGGAGAGGGGCAGAGAGUGCGAGAGAGAGGUAGAGAGGGUGAGUUUCUAUCGUGAGGGGAACGGAGGAACCACAGAUCCUUUCUCUCCUCCUAGGAACAAAAAAAAAGAACUGAGAAGUGUGGAAAAGGGGCAAAAGAAAAAAAAGGAUAUGAAAAGAACAUGAAAGAAAGAAAUCGUCAUUAAACGCACUACGAAGUUCUUUCUUUCCCUCUCUUUCUCCAUCUCGCACCUCUCUCAAUUUAAUCUUAAAUCCACUCCAAUUUCCCCCGAGGGACUCAAUUCUCUCUUUUCCUCGAGAGACAGAAGGAGAGGGGGUCCAUUCCUCCUGGUAGAGUGACACCAGGAAUUUCCUCCUUUCUCUCUGCUCUACUCCCCCUGGUGCCCUCCCCUCAACCAUGACACUGCUGGCCUCCGAGAGGUCGCUUCUCAUCCGGAACAAGUUCCGCUCAGUCCUGCAGCUGAGGAUUCAGAACCGAAGGCAGAGUGAAAUCAAUGCAGACCCUGGGCUGAAAUCUACGAGUCCCCCUCAAAAGGCAGAGAAAGACCAGAGUGAAGCUCUGCGUCUAACUGAUGAUGGUGCCACUCAGAAGUUGCCCCCUAGUGGUCUGAACGCUGAAACUGCACAAGAGAGGACUGCGUGCGGCGCCCAGAGGCAAAAGAAGGCUCGCCAGGCGCAGGACCUCACUGAGAGGAUCCAGCGCCCGCCUGGACCUGUGGAGCAACCGCACAAACACACACUGCCCCUGGAGAACCGUCCUGCCUCUUUCCCUCUGUCCACUGAUGUCUUCGAAGAUGACAUCUCCUCCUGCUCCUCCUCGCCCAACGAGCAACAUGGCGUUCACCAAUCACCGGCCUUCUCUUCGCUGUCAGGGCUGUCAGGUGACCAAUUAAUGAGUGACUUCUCUGCUGUGGGCCCGCCCCUUAACCACAGCCCCAGUCAUGCUCAGCCUGGUUUGGCGUUGCUCCCGGCAACCGAGGGCAUCAGACAACCUAUGAGUGUAACGCUGGGUGAAUCAAACACCAUGGCAACAACUGGGAGACCAAAUGGGAUGUAUCUGACCUCUCAGACCACACCCCUGCUGCCAAAGACAGCUCGGCCUCCCAGCCCUACCUGCUCCUCCUCUCUGCCCUCCUCCCUAAACUUCAACCACCUCCCCCGCCCACGGAAACCGAGGGACACCAAACCCAAGAUGAGAAAACUCAAGUAUCACCAGUACAUUCCUCCGGACCAGAGAGGAGGGACUGGGACUGGAGGGGGAGGAGCAAAACAGAAGAGCCCAACCCCUACCCAGUCUUUAGACCCAGCCUAUUCCCAUCUCCUGAAGCAGCAGCAGGUCUUCCUCCAGCUUCAAAUCCUCCAGAACCAGCAGCAGCAGCAACAGCAACAACAACAACAACAACAGCAACAGUUCACUGUUAUACCCAGUGGAGAUCACAGUGAUCUUGUGAAGUCCUCUGGAGCCAUGCCCCUGAACCUCCAACCUGUUCCUGCCACAACAAACCACACCCCCAUGGACACCAACUCCACGCCCAAACCUGAGCUUCUCCCUGCGAAUCUUGUUGAUCUAACAGUGUCAGAGUUGCGGCAGCAGCUGCGUAAGCGUGGCCUCCCCGUCUCUGGUACCAAGCCUGCCCUGUUGCAGCGUCUCCGCCCCUUCCAGCUUCCCCACGCUUGCACCACCCCUGCUCCCCUCUGCCAGCUGGGCACCAGCCUGGAGCCCCUCACCCCCUGCCCCCCUCUGCCGCCCAGCCAGAGCCCUGGCUCAAGCUCCAGCUCUGGACCGGAUUCGCCCAGCAGCAGCCCGAACCAACAGCUCUACAUCCAGGACAGGGGAAUUCCUAAUGGGAUUCUCAGUGACAGUCCAAAUGGAAUUCUGAACGCUGUCCCAAAUAGGUUCGCAAAUGCUGCGUCCGUCAGCUUGGUGGGUGACCAGUGCGGUCUUACCAACGCCGUCUUCCUGGCUCCUGCCAGCACUGCCUCAGGAACUCCCAGUCCCAGUCUACCCAUGUCGUCCUCUUCGCCCCUGCAGUGUGGCGCUCCCUGGAGACCUGAGAAUGAGCAGCAGCAGCAACAGCAGCAGGAGCUGGGUGUGGAGCUGGAGAUGAGAGAGAGGAUAAGGAGCAGGCCCAGGGAUCGCUCCACUAACGCUGCCAAUGAGUCUUGUGAAGGAUCCCUUCAUCCUUUCCUGCAACAGGAUUCAGGAUGCUCUAGGGGGAAGCCAGAAACAGAUGCACAGACAGAGGUGUUGUUUACACAGGUGUUUUGCUGCCAACCGUGUGAUGUGAUUGGCCAGGACUUUGAGCUGCCAGUGCAGAUUACAGCAAGUCCUGUGCAGACCUUGCCUGGUGUUCGCAGUUUGGAGGAAGAACUACAGGAGGCGAUCCAGAAAGCACAGAUGGACCCUCGGCAGUCCAUAGAUGACAUUCUGGAUGAGCCUAUUACUUGUGUUGGCUCUGUCAAUGUUUCUGAUCAUAAAUCCCCUGUCCACUCAGCCCCCGGCCCUUCACCUCCUCCUCCUCAAGCCGAUCAGUCCCAGGCACCACAGCACACCAGGGAUGACAGCUUCCUGCCCUCGCCCCUUUGCUCCUCUCUCUUGCUAGAGCUUCCUCCAUCUCCUGCUGUAAUAAACCCCAACCAGGUUGUCCCAGCUCCUCCCCCACCUCCCAUCUGUACCUCCCCACUGCCGUCCACCGGGAAAUCGCGGAAACGCCGUGCUCCAACGCCGUUUGACGCUGCAGACUGGUUGGAGACGCUGACAUCUGGCCUACGCCCUCUCACUCCACCGACAGCUCCCUUUGUUGAGUCAGAUUUCAGUCUGGAUUCAGAUCUGAAUGUCAAUCGAGUGUUGGAUCUGAUGAUAGAGCAGUGGUGAGGAAUCGUGUGCACAUAUCUGUUUGUAACCCCUUUGUAUGUACAGUAGGUGAGCGUUGUAAUUUUUGACUGUUAUGAAUGGGGAAAGCUGUAUGCAUCCCACUGAGGGCACAAGAUUGUGAAUAGAGGCCUCCGUCCAUUCAUCCAAUCACCCAUCCAUCCAUCCAUCCAUCCAUCAUUGAUAGGCUGUCAGAAUCUCUGGCUCCACGCAAUGUCGAGAGCUUGAUUCAUUGCAGCCAUCAGAUCAAACAUAGCUUUGAUGGGCAACGAGAGCACAAACACAUGCACGCACAUGCAACCUACGCAUGCGUAGACACUGCAAAGCGCUGUUUAAAAGCACUUGGGUUCAGCCAGAAAUGCAAACAAGCAACACAUCUGUGGAUUGACACACUCCGCUGCACAAUGUUUGCAGUGCAAAACAAAAGAAAACCUGGUGGCAUAUUAAUUUCAACAUGCUUCCUGGCUGCACUGGGAGAGUGUUGUUUCUGACUUAUCUCCAAAACCCGUUGUCGGAUUGGGUUGAGUGUGGCCCCUGGUGUCGACUCAGUCAUUGAGUCCUAGCCAUUCAUAAAGCCCAUUUAGAGCGUGUAAAAAGUCAGACAGAGCACACAGCUUGUGUGUGGCUCCAGACCUUAACCCUGGUGCCAGACACACAGUCGGCAUGCAGAGAGAGAAAACUGGCAGAAGCUACAAACAAGCAAUGUGUGUGUGUGCAUGUGUUUGUGUAAAUAUGCAAGCUUGUGUGUGUGUGUGUAUGUAUGUUAAGUAUGUGUGUGUUCAAUAUGUCUGACUAUGUGCGACUGUGCACACAAGGCUGCUUUUGUUUGUAUGUGUUGACGCACAAAUGCUUCCAUGUAUAUUUAUCAGCAUUAAUGCCAAAUGCACUUGUAGCUGUGUGUUUGCUUAAGCCUGUUUGCGUGUGGUAUGAUUGAUCUGCGAGAGGACACGUGUGAAAAGACACAGAGAAGAGGUGGAGGAUUUCUGUGUCCAUGCUUCAAGACCAGACAUUUCACUGUAGUCUCACUGCCAGCAGGCAGUAACUCCAGUGUAGUUAUCCAGUGUAAUCAUCAGCACAAUCACAUUACCGUGUUCAAGUCACCGUUCUCCAGGAGAGCAAUCAGGCAACCACCCCUCAAAUAGUCCCCAUACAAAUGCACCAAUCAGACAAGUGAGAGUUUCCUCAUUGCUUUCUAAAAACAGGUGGUCAUUUUGUUCCCUGAUUAACCCCCAACAGUGUCUGGCCCGCUGCUCAGCGCUUACCCUGCUACUUGCAAAGCCAGAUUUAGCACAAUUUAUAACCCAACACCAAGUCCACACCUGUUCACUUAGUGUAAAUUAAUUCCACAAAUGUAUUAUUUGACAUUGUUAAAUCUUUGCUGUACAUUUCAAUACACAAAAUGACCAUCUCUAUUAAGAGAAAAUGCACUGUAGAAGUAGCACAAAAUAUGUUUGGAGAAUAUGUAACGUGUCACAUGACCAGAGGUGAGCUUGUCAGUUGAAGCUGAUACAGUGCCGCACAUUUUCUUAAUGGUGACAAUGAUCUUGCUUUUAUAUUCUACAUGAUUUACUGGUCAUGCAGGAAUGGGUACAUUAUUUGUUUGCAUAAUACACGGUCAGUGAGUUAUGUCCAUUCUCACCUCCACUUAACAUAAUGACUUCAAUGGAAAAAAAUCUGACAGGGGUUAGCUGCCAUUAACCUCUGCUGUUCUAGAUAAAUGUAAUUUAGAUACGAGAUCUCAUCUACAUAAAAUUAUAUUCUGCCCAUAAUUGGCUGACUGUCCCAUCAAUCAUUUUGGAGAGCUGUGAUUGGCUUAUUCAUAUCUGCAACAUUUCUAUCAUUUGAUUACUAACUGGAGGUCCUUUUGUAUGACCACAUUAUUUUAAAAGAAAGUGUUUUGUCCCCUUCUGUGUCUCCAAAAUAUUGUGUUAAAAUGAAAAGUAAAGUGCUGAGCGCAAUAUGAUUUGUGUAAAGGCCACAGAAACUGGCAGGUCUGAGGUCAUGCCAUAGUAUGUUAAUGUCAUGUUUGCUGCCGGCCUGUUUCUUGUUCUGAUGAUAAACCAGUGUCUUACUAAGCGAGACAACCACGGUGAAUUAUUGAAAGAAGAUAGCUGUGUCGGCAAAUCUUCAGCACAGUAUCACAGCUUUAUGUUGAAGCAGUUCUUGUACAGCUUUCACCACAGAGACUAUGAAAAAUGCAGUAAAAUGUGAAUGGAUGGCUAUGAUAAUCAUAGCGAUCAAUAAACAUUGUCUACUGCAUAAAAAAAAAAAGAAAAUUGAUUGGCAGGAGAGUAAGAUGCUACCUCCUGUGACUUCCAGUGCUUUAGGGCCUACACCAGUGUUUUCCUUGUUUCUCAUUUAAUUUCCGAACACUGGUACAGAGUCUCCUGGAAAACCCCUGAGACAGUUUCACAGGCUCGACUGAGCCCAGGUUUAAUACUUCUGCUCUAAACUGGGUUUGAAUCUGACCUGAUCCAUAUUUGAAGCUGGUAAGGACAGACGUCUGCUGGAAACACUGGGGUGUUUCAGGUAACCCAGACUCUGUUGGCCACCUCUGCUGCUAUAAAUGCCUUAUUGUGAAAUGUCAGACAAUGUAAAAUCUGUUUGCUUUUAUUUAUUAUGUAACUUAUUCAUGCAAAAGAUAUCAACCUCUGUCCAAAAUGUAUUUAAGAGCAUUAAAAAAAAUUAAAGUCUUAAUAGAUUUCCUA
This is a messenger RNA of Lates calcarifer (barramundi perch), 5603 nucleotides long. RefSeq names its product myocardin. Lineage: Eukaryota; Metazoa; Chordata; Actinopteri; Centropomidae. The coding region runs from base 421 to 2898 and encodes 825 amino acids. Gene Ontology annotation, biological process: smooth muscle cell differentiation. The transcript has 16 exons. The record is from RefSeq and is a predicted model, not a curated record.